This is a messenger RNA of Lathyrus sativus (Indian pea), 1488 nucleotides long. The record is from the annotation of a GenBank genome assembly. Lineage: Eukaryota; Viridiplantae; Streptophyta; Magnoliopsida; Fabales; Fabaceae.
AUGGAACGAGAAGUGAUGGAAGUAGAAACAAUGAAAAAACAGAAUUCUCCAGCAGUUUCAACUCCACCACAACUUCAAAUACAUUCUCCUAAUGCAAUAACUUUUCCUAUAGCAAGUCCCAUGAAGAAAGCCAUUGAAAGCAUCUUCGAAGAAGUUGGUGAAUUCACCAAAUUUGAUCCACGAGAUGAUUGGCUUCCAAUCACUGCUUGUAGAAAUGGAAACGCUUAUUAUGCAGCUUUUCAUCUUCUUUCUUCUGGAAUUGGAUUUCAAGCUCUUGUUCUUCCCUUGGCCUUUACCACUCUUGGCUGGAUUUGGGGAAUUUUAAGUUUAUGUGUGGCUUUCACAUGGCAGUUAUACACGUUAUGGUUAUUGAUUCAGCUUCAUGAAUCAGACUUAGGGGUACGACAUAGCAGGUACCUCAAACUUGCUAUGGCAGCAUUUGGAGAAAAGCUAGGAAAAAUACUGGUACUUUUUCCCAUCCAGUAUUUAUCUGGUGGAACAUGUGUGACACUGACUAUGAUUGGAGGUGGCACAAUGAAGAUACUCUUCCAGAUUCUAUGUGGAGAUUCAUGCAGUUUAUACCAACUCAAAACCAUAGAGUGGUAUUUGGUAUUCACUGUGGCUGCAAUUUUGCUUGCUCAGCUUCCAAACCUUAAUUCAUUUGCAGGGGUUUCUCUCAUAGGAGCAACCACAGCUGUAGGAUAUUGUUCUAUAAUAUGGAUUGUGUCUUUACUUCAAGGUAGGAUUGAUAAUGUGUCAUAUGAGUCACCAAAGGGAGAAUCACAGGCUAGUAGGAUUUUUGGUGUGUUGAAUGCACUUGGAAUCAUUGCUUUUGCUUUUAGAGGUCACAAUCUUGUGUUGGAAAUACAGGGAACCAUACGUUCUGAGUCAAAGAAUCCUUCACGUUUGGCAAUGUGGAAAGGGGUUGUGUUUGCUUAUCUAGUCAUUGCCUUUUGUUUGUUUCCUUUAGCCAUUGGAGGCUAUUGGUCCUAUGGAAAUUUAAUACCUUCAAAUGGAGGAAUCUUAAGUGCUUUGCAGAAAUACCAUGGACAUGAUACAUCAAAAGUUAUCAUCGCUUUGACGAGUUUGCUUGUCGUCAUCAACAGCCUCAGUUCUUUCCAAAUUUACGCAAUGCCAAUUCUUGACAAUCUAGAAUUCAGAUAUAUCAGCAAAAAGAACAAACCUUGUCCGAGGACGCUGCGAAUAGUCUUCAGAUGUCUCUUCGGCUGCCUGACAUUUUUUAUUUCUGUAGCAUUGCCGUUCUUGCCAAGUUUGGCAGGUCUCCUCGGAGGCAUUGCUCUACCAAUAACCUUAGCUUAUCCCUGUUUCAUGUGGAUACUGAUUAAGAAACCAAAAAGGUUUAGCACAAGUUGGUACCUAAACUCGACGCUUGGAGCAGUUGGGAUGGUUCUAAGUGUACUGGUUGUAACAGGAGCCAUUUGGGGUAUGGUAGCACUGGGCAUUCAGAUCCACUUCUUCAAUCCAUAG